ACUCGAAAAUCUGAUUCGGUCUUCCACAUCGAAUCCUCUGAUGGAAUUUAUUUCCAUCAAAUUCGUGCUUUCAUUGAGAGCUUGAGAGGAUACACUUGAAGUUAUCUCCAACAAAACAAAAAUGGUACAAACAUGGAGCAACCUCAAUGUCGAGGCGGAAGAUAGUGGUGCAAGCGGCGGCGCUCGACCACCGAACACUUGUGACGAAGCCCAACGUAUCGUAGAUGGGAUUAGAAUCACCACCGAGAAGUUCAAAGCUGUCCUUGCUGCCCUCUCCACCUUGGGGGGGGGAGCACACGAUGCCACUGGUCAUGGAAGUCCUAAGAACGAUGAUGCAAGAAAAGAAGGUUCAAUGGGCAAGAAGAAGAUCACAUGUUCCCAGAAGCAGAAGACCGGCAAGGCUAACGGGAAGGUACCCAUGAAAGAUGUGCUAAAAACCGUGGAGGGAGACAAGUCUUCGCACGAACACGCCUAUGCCUUUCAUAAGCUGGAGGACCCGAAACCUUAAAGGCAGCGGGUAUUAGCAUUUGACUGUUUAG
Messenger RNA from Cuscuta campestris, 539 nucleotides. The record is from the annotation of a GenBank genome assembly. NCBI's taxonomy places the organism in Eukaryota, Viridiplantae, Streptophyta, Magnoliopsida, Solanales, Convolvulaceae.